Messenger RNA from Spinacia oleracea (spinach), 1877 nucleotides. RefSeq names its product probable DNA primase large subunit. Gene Ontology annotation, biological process: DNA replication, synthesis of primer; DNA replication initiation. The transcript is spliced from 20 exons. The coding region runs from base 104 to 1480 and encodes 458 amino acids. The record is from RefSeq and is a predicted model, not a curated record. Lineage: Eukaryota; Viridiplantae; Streptophyta; Magnoliopsida; Caryophyllales; Amaranthaceae. Gene Ontology annotation, cellular component: alpha DNA polymerase:primase complex.
CCUCUUCUAAUCUCUGGAGAUGAACCCUGGCGCCAAACUUUCAGCCCUCACUUUCUACUCCACCACACGAGACCACUGUAGAGAGAGAAAAGAGUAGAAAAAUAUGGAAAUCGUGAGAUCUCAGAGAAAAAUUUCUGCCGGCGACGUCGCCGUCAUCUCCACCUUCCCUCUCUACCGCACUCCUCCUGUACUCGAAGUUCGCCUCGACGAUUUUGAACUAUUCGCCAUUGAUCGUCUCCGAGUGCUGAAAGGAAUUUCCGACGGACUUUCUCGGGGAAAGAAGCCUGAUGAAAUCGAAAGACUGGUGAACGAUUUGUGGAAAUCACACAUCAGACAUCCGCAGGCUUCAGAGUCGGAGACUAUUAACAAAGACAUCAUCUCUCACUUCGUUCUCCGGCUUGUUUAUUGCAGGACGGAAGAAUUAAGGAAGUGGUUCUUGUCAAUGGAAACAACUCUCUUUCGCUACCGAUUUAAGCUUGAGGGUUUCGAAAGUCAGAGAGCUAUACUAGCGGAGUUCAAUCUUCCCUAUAAAGCAGUUAGCAAUGCAGAAUACAAGAGUGUGGAGGAGAAGCUAACACAAGUUGCAAGAUCCCUUGGGCAGUCUGUGACCAGAUCCGAUGACAUAUUCUACAAGGUACCGUUUGAAGAAGUUCCUGAACUUGUUGCUGGACGCAAAGUGUACGUCCAUAAAGGGCAUGCCUAUGUUGCUAUGAAUCAGGUUGUUUCUCUUGUUGUCACACAAUUUCGCAGCAAUCUAUCCAAGGCUCUUAUACUCACGAAUAGAAAAUGGACCUCUAUGAUCAGUGACAAGGAGAAGAAUAGGUUGACUCCGAUUGUUGAAGCUCUUAGCACAAGCUACCUUGGUCCUGACUAUUCCGAGGCGAAGGGGUUUGGAGAGAUAUCACUGAAAGACCUUGAUCGAGUAGCAAAUAGCUCAUUUCCGCUCUGCAUGCGUCACCUAUUUGAUAAGCUAAAGGAAGACCAUCACCUCAAGCAUGGAGGCAGGAUGCAGUUAGGUCUAUUUCUCAAGGGUGUCGGAUUACCAUUGGAUGAUGCUCUUACCUUUUGGAAAUCGGAGUUCUCCAAGAAGGUUGGUCCUGAUAAAUUUGACAAAGAGUAUGCUUACGGCAUACGCCACAACUAUGGAAAAGAAGGCAAGAGAGUGGAUUAUACACCAUAUUCUUGUCAGAAGAUCAUCACAAGUGCUCCUGGUGUUGGAGAUCAUCAUGGCUGUCCUUAUCGGCAUUUUAGCGAGGACAACCUUAGAGCUGCGCUUAAUAAAAUGGGAGUGAGUAGUCGGGCAAUGUCUGAUGUAAUGGACAAAGUCCGAAACAAACACUUCCAGUUGGCAUGCACCUUAACGUUUGAAGCUAUUCACGGUUCGUCCUGUGAUGCUGGAAUCAAUCAUCCUAACCAGUACUUCAGUGAUAGCCAAAAGAUUCUGCAAUCGAAGGUCCUUCUGAACAAUCCGUCUGCAUGAAGAUCAUUAACUUAGGGCUUGGGUGUCAAGGUGGAGUUUUGUUAUUGCUUUUGCCUUCAGGUGAGUAUACCGUUCUGCUGGAAUCAUGCUUUUCUAUGUGGUCCUGGCGACAUCUUCUGUCUUGUUUUAUGGGUAAGUUUACGUGUGCGAAGCAAGGGAAAUGCCUUCACUGAGUUAUGUACUUAACAAAGUUGAUUGAAGGGAUUAAAAUAUACAAAAAGCAAUGAGAAUGACGGCACUUAAUCAGCGCCUUUAGGAUGUAAAAUAUCAGUAUCAGUUACAAUAAUAACAACUUUAAUGUUCAUAAUCAUCUUUUUCGUUUGUUGUAUGUGAGUUUGAAAGUUCCCCUGAAACGUGGAGGAAUUUUUUCUUUUUAUAUAAUUAGUUCCAUGCUCUG